Messenger RNA from Drosophila elegans, 1404 nucleotides. RefSeq names its product glyceraldehyde-3-phosphate dehydrogenase 2 (gene Gapdh2). Bases 123 to 1121 code for a protein of 332 amino acids. Gene Ontology annotation, biological process: glucose metabolic process. Lineage: Eukaryota; Metazoa; Arthropoda; Insecta; Diptera; Drosophilidae. Gene Ontology annotation, molecular function: oxidoreductase activity, acting on the aldehyde or oxo group of donors, NAD or NADP as acceptor; NADP binding; NAD binding. The transcript is spliced from 2 exons. The record is from RefSeq and is a predicted model, not a curated record.
GACAGAAACGUCCUUCAUCUGACUUUGAAAAUUUUCUCGCCUAGGUCUACGCUCAAUAUUUCUCAGUUAUCACAGUCGAUUCCUUGCUGGCAAGCCGAUAGUGAAUAAACAAAGAGUUAACCAUGUCGAAGAUUGGUAUCAACGGAUUUGGACGCAUCGGUCGCCUGGUGCUGCGUGCCGCCAUCGAUAAGGGCGCCUCCGUGGUGGCUGUGAACGAUCCCUUCAUCGAUGUCAGCUACAUGGUGUACCUCUUCAAGUUCGACUCCACCCAUGGACGUUUUAAGGGCACCGUGUCCGCCGAGGGCGGCUUCCUGGUCGUCAAUGGCCAGAAGAUCACCGUCUUCAGCGAGCGCGACCCGGCCAACAUCAACUGGGCCAGCGCUGGUGCCGAAUACGUUGUGGAGUCCACUGGCGUUUUCACCACCAUCGACAAGGCAUCCACUCACUUGAAGGGCGGUGCCAAGAAGGUCAUCAUCUCGGCCCCAUCUGCCGACGCACCCAUGUUCGUCUGCGGUGUCAAUUUGGAGGCCUACAGCCCGGACAUGAAGGUGGUUUCGAACGCCUCGUGCACCACCAACUGCCUGGCUCCCCUGGCCAAGGUCAUCAACGAUAACUUCGAGAUUGUGGAGGGUCUGAUGACCACCGUCCAUGCCACCACCGCUACCCAGAAGACCGUGGAUGGUCCCUCUGGAAAACUGUGGCGUGACGGUCGUGGCGCUGCCCAGAACAUCAUCCCAGCUUCCACUGGCGCCGCCAAGGCCGUUGGCAAGGUUAUCCCGGCUCUCAACGGCAAGCUGACUGGCAUGGCUUUCCGUGUGCCCACUCCCAAUGUGUCCGUCGUCGACUUGACUGUCCGUCUGGGCAAGGGAGCUAGCUACGAUGAGAUCAAGGCCAAGGUUCAGGAGGCUGCCAACGGACCUCUGAAGGGAAUUCUCGGCUACACCGACGAGGAGGUCGUCUCUACCGAUUUCCUCAGCGACACCCACUCGUCUGUCUUUGACGCCAAGGCUGGCAUUUCUCUUAACGACAAGUUCGUUAAAUUGAUCUCUUGGUACGACAACGAGUUUGGAUAUUCCAACCGCGUCAUCGAUCUGAUCAAGUAUAUGCAAUCCAAGGAUUAAAUAAUUGAUUAACCACCCGCACAUAUUGAAGUUAGUAGCGCGGUAAAUUAAGCGAGACAUCAGAAAUAUCCAGAAAUGGCAUCACAUAAUGCUUGUGCUCCCCGGUGGAGCAUCACUAUCCGCAAUUAAAUAUGCUUCUGUUUUUGCUCUUCAAUUUGCCAGCUAUAUUGGAAAAAUUUGAAUACAUACCUCCAUAUAUGCAUAAAUAUGUUAACUGUUGUUGAAUAAAAUUUCACUCUGUGUGUAGUUGUAAAAGUAUCCAUGAUUACGCAUUUAAAUACAA